UCUUCGGUUAAAUUAAAGUAUGAAAUGACGAAAAAUCAAGUGACAUAAUCUAACGUUAAACGAUAAGUUAUUUUUUAGCGCGAAGCAUAUUUUACGUUGACCUAUUCUAAUGAUGUAAAAUAAUGAUAUCUAAUAAGUAUAUUAACUCGAACUGAAAUAAUUCUCAAUUAGAUUAUAACUUAUAAUUAUGUGGUAAAUAGUAUUGCUUAAUCCGGUGUGCUAAAAUAACUUUUUCUCUUUUUCUACAUUUUCUUAUUUCCAAGACCUUUGAACUCGUGUUAAAACGUAUCAAAAACAAGCUGCUUGAUAAUUAAAUUACUCAUUUUAAAGAAGCAAUGUUUAAGAGCAAUUACUAAUUUGAUAUUUAUGUUAAAGUUUAAUAUCGGCUGUUACAAGUAUUAUCAUCAUUCGCAAUGAGAUUCUUACGGAGAAACGGAUACAGUUUGAUAGAUAACAGUGUUGAAGUGGCAUUCGAUAAUAGUUCAACUCGUUCUAAUUAUAAUCCUGAAGGCACAACAGUAAUAGGAACAGUCUUUUUACUUUUAAACGCGACAUUGGGAGCCGGACUGCUGAAUUUUCCCUUGGCAUUUGAUCGUUCUGGUGGAGUGAUAUCAGCAAUAAUAGUUCAAUUGUCAUUUUUAAUAUUCAUCACCAUUGCACUAGUGACCCUCGCAAACUGCAGUGACAUAACAAAAACAUCCUCUAUGCCAGACACUGUUGCUGGACUCUGCGGACCUAAAACCUUGAUAUUGUGUGGGAUCUGUGUCACUAUUUACAGCUUCGGAUGUUGUCUUACAUUUAUAAUUGUCAUUGGCGAUCAAUUUGAGCGUGUUUUAGCAACUUACUACGGAACGGAUUACUGUCACCACUGGUUUUUAUCCCGCACAUUCAUCACAUGUGUCAGCUGCACACUUUUUAUCCUCCCGAUAAGUUUCUUCAAGCGAUUGGACAUUCUGAGCUACGUGAGUUCCGUAGGAUGCAUCACUAUUGUCUACGUAAUAUGGGUAAUUAUUCAUCAGAGUAUCAACACGCCAGAUUAUCCAAAACCAACACAAGCAUGGCCUCGAAACACUUCUCAGGCGUUUCAACUGGUUCCAAUUAUUUGUUUCGCUUAUCAGACUCACAUGACUUCGAUACCGACUUAUGCGUGUAUGAAAGACCGAAACCUCGGCAAAUUCACCUGGUGCGUUAUAGCAAGCAUGGGCUUGUGUUUUUUCUCCUACACGAUUGUUGGAAUAUUCGGCUACAAGACCUUCGGCAUGGGCCAUGUGCCCAGUGAUAUUCUUCAAGGCUACAGUGACAAGAGUGCAAGUCUCGCGAUAGCGAUAAUUGCAAUUGCUGUAAAAAAUUUUACGACCUAUCCGAUUGUACUUUUUUGUGGACGGAAUUCGCUAAUGGGUUUGUUCCACGCUGAAAUUGAAGAUAACGUUACAGUGAGAGCUUUUGUGACUCUUUUGUGGUUUAUCCUGACGCUAUUUGCUGCCGUCGUAAUUUCCGACAUAUCACCUGUUAUCAAUCUUAUGGGCACACUCUCAGCAACAUUUAUAUUUAUUUUCCCGGGGAUUUGCUUACUGCAAAGUGUCCUGGUUAGAGAUCCUACUAUCCAUUCAUACAAAAGCCGCUUUCUUAUCGUCGUAGCUGUUGUUAUGACCGCUCUAGGCGGUUUUGUAUGUGGCUUAGUGUUUGUUCAAGCACUUGAAGACUUAUAUCAAGUUCCUGUUGAUAAAAAGUUUGUUACAGGCGUCAGGAUCGGUCUUGGUGGUAGUUUAUGCGUUUAAAAACAAAGGCUGUGAAUUUUUUAAUUAAUAUGUACCUCAUCAUUUAUCCCAGAUAAUAUUUAUCAUUAAUUUGUUGUAAAAA
This is a messenger RNA of Cotesia glomerata, 1860 nucleotides long. RefSeq names its product putative sodium-coupled neutral amino acid transporter 7. Bases 414 to 1778 code for a protein of 454 amino acids. NCBI's taxonomy places the organism in Eukaryota, Metazoa, Arthropoda, Insecta, Hymenoptera, Braconidae. The transcript is spliced from 4 exons. Gene Ontology annotation, molecular function: amino acid transmembrane transporter activity. Gene Ontology annotation, biological process: amino acid transmembrane transport. The record is from RefSeq and is a predicted model, not a curated record.